GUCGGCGCCGGAACCGGCAAGUCCCUGAGCGGCGAGGGUGAGGAUGUGCCCCCUGAGCCCGCCUUCGACCCGGCCAAUGAGGUUGGUGUGACCGAGCCCUUCGGGUACUUUGACCCCGCCGGAUUCUGCAAGAAGGGGGACAAGGCAGGGUUUCGCAACUUGCGGGCCGCUGAGAUCAAGCAUGGCAGAGUGGCUAUGAUGGCUGCCGUGGGCGCCGUCUUCCAGCACUACGUGAAAUUCCCGGGCUUCGAGAACGUGCCGUCCGGCCUGGCAGCGGUGGAGGUAGCUCCGGGCACCUACGGCUUUGCUGCGCUGUUCGCAGUGGCCGGCCUGUUGGAGCUGGGUGCAUGGACGGAGGAUCCCUCCAAGGAGCCAGGCAACUUCGGUGACCCCGCUGGCUUGAACCAGUACACCCUGGAGAUGCGCAACCGCGAGAUCAACAAUGGCAGAUUCGCCAUGUUUGCUGCCAUCGGCAUCAUUGCCGCCAAUGUUUACACUGGCAAAGAUGCCAUUGAACA
Molecule: messenger RNA, 518 nt
Organism: Symbiodinium pilosum
Lineage: Eukaryota; Dinophyceae; Suessiales; Symbiodiniaceae
Source: the annotation of a GenBank genome assembly